AUGUCCAAACCGUUGAGUGAUAGUGAUUCUAAGAAGGCGGUCUCGGUCGCAGUGGCAGACGACGAUGAACCAGAUGACUGGUAAGUUCAGAUAAAAUGGGGAACAAAUUAAUGUGCUCAACGUUUUGACUUCCUCAGGGAUAAGCGGAUCUUCAGCACCGGUUGCGCAGGUGAGUUGAGCUGCAGUUGCAGUUAUAUUACCGAAUCGGUCGGUCACCGGCCGUCCAUCCAGUACUAAUAAGUUAUGUUUUUUGAUCGUCUAGGCGAGAACACCAAGAUGAACGAUUGUUUCUACGAGAAGAAGGAUUGGAGAGCUUGCAAGAACGAGGUAAGAGCCAUCCGCACUGCCAACCCUCGUUGAGAGGUUUGAGUUUGCGCCUCUGCGUUUGCAUCGGAUUCGACACUUCGGAAUCACGUGUAUCCAGGGAUUGAGCUUGAGCUGGAGACCUGCAAUGGGAAAAAGAAAUGUAGAAGUAUAGAUACUGACUAGUGUACCCAUGUAGUUGGAGAACUUCCGGAAGUGUUGGAAGAAGCAAGAGAACGACAAGAGGACCGAGACCAAAGAUGCUUGA
Hymenoscyphus albidus is the source of this 571-nucleotide messenger RNA. Lineage: Eukaryota; Fungi; Ascomycota; Leotiomycetes; Helotiales; Helotiaceae. The record is from the annotation of a GenBank genome assembly.